Messenger RNA from Adineta steineri, 1818 nucleotides. Lineage: Eukaryota; Metazoa; Rotifera; Eurotatoria; Adinetida; Adinetidae. The record is from the annotation of a GenBank genome assembly.
AUGGGUUGUAUUAUCGCUCUUGAUCGUGAUGAAUCAAUAGUAUUCAGUAAACCAACAGGUAAAGAAGUUCGUCAAGGUCCUGGUUGGAUUUGUUACCCAACUUGGUGGAAAUUACAAGUUUUCAAAUCGAUACCAUUGCAAAGUAAUCAAUAUAUCGUUGUUAAACAUGUAAUUCUUCCCAAGAACAAAGGUAAAUCUGCAAGAUCAAAUGAAAUGUCAUUAACAAAAAGGACAACUACAAAUGAAAAAGAUGAACUAUUAAAUGAUCCUGAUAUGCAAUUAAUUGAAGUUAUUCGUGGACCACAGAUAUAUCAUAUUAGUAAUCCUUAUGAUCAAGUUAGUGAAAUAAGAUCAAUGUUAAAUUUAUCAGCGACACAAUAUGUUGUCAUUACGGAUGCAUUAACAGGUGCAAAAUCAGUUGAAUGUGGUCCACAAUUAUAUUGUCCAAAACCAUACGAUCAAAUUGGAGAAAUUCAAAAUAUGUAUAAUUUAUCAUCAACUCAAUAUGUUAUUGUUACAGAUGAAUCAACUGGAGACAGAAAAUCAGUUAAUGGUCCAAAAUUAUUUUUACCAAAAGCUUACGACAAAGUAUCAAAGAUGCAUAAUUAUAUAGUUCUUAAUCAUGCACAAUAUUGUCGUGUAAUUGAUACUCAUACAGGUAUUAUGCGUAUUGAAAAAGGUCCACAAACAUUUUCACUUGGACCAUAUGAAUCUUUAAUGGAUGUUGAUGGUCAAAGUAUAUUCGAUGUUAUCAAUAUUGAUACAGAAAAUGGUGUACUUGUUAAAAAUCUUGAUACUGGUAUAAAUGAAUUAAUAACUACACCACAAAAAUUCAUCCCAUCAUUUACACAAGCCUUCAUUGAAAUAAGAAAAUUAAUUAAAUUAGCACCAUAUGAAAAUAUGAUAUUAAUCGACAAGGAUGGUCAUCAUAUAUUAAAAAAUGGCUUGAAGGAUAAAUCAUUUUUUAUUUAUCCUUAUCAACAAGUUUAUAAACAAUUUUGGUCAAAUGAUCUUAAAAAAGAUCAUCGAUCAACUGUGGAAGUUGAUCGUUUUGAUACAAGAAAUCAAUAUAUGGACUAUGAAUUUCUUGUUCGUACAGCAGAUAAUGUUGAAAUCAUUCUUGAUGUAUCUAUUUUCUGGCAAAUUACAGAUUUAUAUAAACUUGUUCUUGUUACACAAGAUCCUCCAGAAGAUAUUUGUAAUCAUACUCGUUCAGAAAUUUUAAGUCAAGUAUCAAAAUCUAACAUGAAGGAAUUUAUGGAAUUACCAAAUAGUAAAUUAAUUGAAUCGGUUAAUUCGGAUAAAGAUGAUACAUUUUUUGAAUCACGUGGUGUUAAUGUUAUUCGUGUUGAAAUCCUACAAAAGCGUUGUAAAGAUCCUGAAAUUCAAAAGAUCUUUAAACAAAUUAUUGAUGAAAAAACAAAUCGUAUUAAAAAUAUUGAAAAACAAGGAGCUGAAAAUGAAGUGAAAUUAUGCCACUUAAAUGGUCAAAUCGAAGCUGAAAAAUUAGUUGGAACAUUAUUAAAAAUUAAAAAAGAAAAUGAGCGACAAGAAAAUGUUGCUGAUGGUAUUGCUGAAGGUAGUCGAAUACAAAAUUUUGUUAGUAAUCUUGGUGAUGAUAUACCAUUAGAAAAAAAAUUACAAGUAUAUUUCGAUAUACAAAAUACCAAACGUUUAGAAAUGAUAGCACAAUCGAAAACAACUUUGUAUUUAACACCAAAGGAGGUUGAUACUAAAGUUAUUAAUGUUAAUACAAUUCAUCCAACAGAUGAUGCUGUUAUAUCAAACACUCAAACCAGAUUGAAUAUUGAAGUUUAA